GAAGAAAGCAACCAGGCUGAAAAGUCUGAUGAGUGCAAGCAGGCAAGAGCCAAAUGAUUUAAAACAUCUAAUGGACCAAAGUAAUAGACGUCCAAUGUUGAAAGUUCAAUAUUGCCUUUGUCGUUCGCUUUCUAGGGUGCCAUCGGGUGACGACAGUACCCUACUUGACACAUAUCAU
Messenger RNA from Dovyalis caffra, 178 nucleotides. Lineage: Eukaryota; Viridiplantae; Streptophyta; Magnoliopsida; Malpighiales; Salicaceae. The record is from the annotation of a GenBank genome assembly.